GUCACCUUGAAAUCUGAUAAACGACUAAAUUUCGAGGUGUUUCCAGGCCUGACCUGCACGCAGGCUAGCUGCGAGUUCAUCGAAAACUCCCAAGCACUCGCAUUUUCGCGGCAUCUGCGAGAAGCUGCCUGGCUGCGCGUCGUUGCGGUUGGAGCUGCCACACUCUUGUGCAAGUGGUGUUUUGUCAAGACAUCUGUCGGGUUUCCUAGCUCUUGUUUGCAGCUUUUGGACCCUUUUUCUUUCAGACGGAUGCGUACAUCCUGAAUAGACAGUGGUGCAGUUCUGCCUUGGUGUACUCACGAAAAAGAUUUUCUUCCGCUCAGAAAUUCGCAGUCGACGUGCAGUUGCGUCUCAUCGCAAAAGCCCCCUACAAGCUGUUCGUUGUUCAAGACACGCUGGCGCCAGAGAGUGAGGGUACCCACGCUACCGUAGUUUACGUUCAUUUUCCCCGUUGUCGUAUUCAUAUCUGGAUUUCCAUUUGUGCCUGAGGGGAAUUCUCUGUCUUCCUUUUAUUCUCGUCGUGGAAAAAGCCCCGUCAAACCACGAGUGAUCGAACUCCAUCAGCCGACUCCGCUAGCCCAAGCAGAGCUGCUGCCGUUUGGUGGGUCAGGAAUCUCCUACAAGGUCUGGAGAACAUCCUGGUCUGAGAGAGCUGCCGCGCGCAGAAGAGAAUUAAUUCAAGUUUUUAACUCCGUGCUGAUAAUUCCUUUUCAGCUUAUGCCACUUUAAACAGAAGGACCUGUCGAAAAUGGAAGCGUUGCCUGUCAACUCCGAUGUCUUGGACAGCCGCCUUCCCGCCGCGUGCCAGAUCGACGCUACGGCUCAAGGCAGCAACGCAGACAGCAAAUAUUCGAGUUUCCUGCGGAAGGUAACAGAAAAUUCGGCAUCGGCAUCUUCUUUUUCAACUUUGCACAAGAUGAAUGGAACCGCCGAUGCACACUCGGAGCAAAGCAGCCGGCAGCAAAGCGCAGCAACUAGGCAUUCGACGUGUGAACCGGUGACGACGGACCCGCGUGCUGGGGGGGUAGGCACAGCAGGCGGACUCACAGGCGAGCGGGAAGGUCUUUCGCGUCAGGAAGUUGAGAAGUCGUUGCACGCUCUAAAUGAAGAGGAACGUGAGAACUCCGCGACAAUCGCAGCACUAGAACACCGCCGGAUUGCUCUGGCCAAAGCGGCAGAGCAGAUCCAGGGCGUGAUCGAACAAUCAAGGGAGAGUGGCCAAGCCGAAGUGAUGAUGGCCGCACAGUACCAGCUGCAGUCCAUCUAUCAGAAACAACAAGAAACUCAAGCGAUGGAGCAACAACUCGACCAAACUAAAAAGGAGGCCGAACGCAGGCAGCUCGGGGCCCCAAGCAAGCAGAGCUCAGCUCAAAUGCACCAUGAACAGGCGCAGAACAGCAUUUCUGGAAACAUGGCGGAUAAGCAACGAACUGAAAUGCGCCCAAGCAGCAGCCAGAAGAAAAUUCUUGUGCAAGGUAGUUCAGCCGCUGCCCGCGGGUUCAGCGAUGACACUCACGACGCGAAAAAGACACAGGAACGUCGCAACACAUCGCAUCGAAGGCCAUCAUGGAAGCAACGUUUGGUUGAUCUACUCAACAUUCCAGGGCCGGAAAUCACGAGAGAAAGUUUCCUCGCAGCGUUCUAUCACCCAGCGACAGGAAUGAGCAAAUCCCUUUUGACGUCCGUCUUCGAUCAACUCAAAGCCCAAUGUCGCGACGCCAGAGGGUCAGUGACGGAGCACGUGCCAAGUCCUCUUAUUCUGAGUAUCUUGGAGAACCACAACGGAGACGAUAUUGUCCGCCUGCUUGAUGCUGUUGAUCUUCUCGAAGGGAACAUUCGAAGUUUGGACAAGAAAUGCAAGAACCUCGCAAAGAGUCCACUCCACGAGUUUACACGCCGGUGCACGUGCCGCGCGCUCCUCACGCUUGCGAAGAAAGCAUAUGCAGAAAUGGAGACCACCAGCCAACGGUUUGCGCCGGCAGUGGCGGUGGCGGGCUAUUCCCGGACUCUUGAAGCGUAUCAGUAUGCUCUGACCAAGAGCCUUGCGGCCGAGAAGAACAUCAGUCUCGAGCAGGCUAAUGCGCUGGUUUCCAAAUGCAUGCACAACAUGCGCAACGAACUGGAGACGGAUAUCAUCCAACUCCGUCGCAUGGAGAUUGAGGCUCAAGCGAAAGCAGAAGAGGCAAAGGCUGCCGCUGCCGCUCGUGCACGUCUCCAGAAGAUGACACCGCAAGAAGCAGAAGCUUUGGGUAUUCCUUAUUCCACCGUUCUCCAAAUCGCCCAAUCCCCUGAGGGGGUCCCCGUCUCCGGAAGCGCUUCCCGUUCUGUCUCGGUGCCCGGGACUGCUGGCCCCGCGGCGCAAGUGUCAGUGACUUAUCGUUACCCCGAUGGGACGCUGGUGACCGACCCUGCCCAUCUUCCGGACGGAGCCCGAGCGGCCGAGCUCGCGGCUGAGAUGCAAAUACAAAAGACAGCGACUCUGGCAGCGGAAGCUGCGAAAAGAGCGGAGGAAUUUGCCGUGGCGCAAGCGACAUCCGCAGCACAGGCUGCUGUUUCUGCCGCGACGUUCGGUGGCGCUCUGAUUCCACCUUCCCUCACCAGCAUCUUGCCAAAUGCGGCUCUAUCUGGAGAUGCCGCUUCAGAAACAAAGGAUCUCCAGGCAGAUCAAACCGGAUCUGCCGCCGGCCAGAUGGCUGGCUCACAGACUGCGCGCGGUUUGCAUGCACCUGCAGCGCAACCCUCGGGAAUGCACCUCUUGAUGGGCCAUCAGCAGAACGGCAGUUAUUCGGCGCAAGUCCAAAACCACCUCGUUACCUCCGAAGCCGAAGCGGUCUGUUCCAUUUCCCCGGAUACCCGACGAAACGUUACAGGAGCCUCGCCGGGAAUGGUGCCCGGAAUGGAAGUCAUGCGGCCACAGGCUUCUCCGUUUCCUCACGGAUACCCCUCUCAGGACUCACGCAUGCAGUCUGCUCACAUGCGUCUGGAGGGCCAGCAGCUGCCGGCAAUGACCUCUCAACAGGAGGGAAUGAAGGGCUUGCGAGAGGGCAUGGGCGCGAGCCUCGCUGUCCUACCAGCAGCUACCACUCCCCGGGGGCAACAGCUGUCGCAUCUCCCUCCCAAUGCGGUUCCAACUAACUCCCCGCCCGCAGGGCCUGCACCCCUCCGGCCGGGACUCCAGACGCUGAGCAUGUCGGAGAGCCGCGAUAUGUUUCGCCGCACCAGAGCCCCUGCAGGCAGCCACAAUACCGGAGGAGGAGCGCCUGCUGCAAGCACCCGGAGCAUGUCUCUCGUGAACCCACUUCGUCAGGCCGGGAAGCUGCUCGCAGGGGCCUUCGGUUUUUGGAAGGAAGAGGAAGGCGAGAACGAUGAGCCGAGCAAAGAGGAAAGCAAGAACCAGGUUGCGCUGGAGGCACAGCCGACGCCGACACAAAAUGAGACAGUCGCACAGAUACGCCAGAGUGAAUGCUUGACCAGCCGACCGCUUCACGGCUCUCUGCAGCACCUCAACCUCCCCGAGAUGCCACAAAACCUACCAGUUCCUACCGGUGCAGUCUACUCGGGAUCCCCUAUGAUGGUAGCCUCAGGUCCUGGCACCACACCUGCCGGAAUGUCUGCUGCCCUCUACUGUAACACAAUGCCGUCGACAUCGACUGGCGUCUGCCUUCCAAGAGCACCUACUUCCCAGAUGCUACCUGCUGAGACCCGAGCACAGUCUGGUGCCUUCUGUGGGGAGACGCUUCACCACGAAGGCUUUCAGUCGCCUCACACGCCCCCUACCAGCACGUACUCGAUGACGAAUGUCUACCAGCGACCUGCCGCCAGCGCUGUAGCCGCCGUGUUAGGACGGAAGCAACCGGAGAGAUCGCAUGCAGCGGAGACUGGCGACGCAGCGAUGACGACUAGUCCCGGACUGAUGGAGAGAGCCGCCGAAGUCCAUCUAGGUGCUGCACCUACACAGGUGUCCCCAUUUUUUGGACAACCACAAGCAGCACCAGGUGCUACAAACUCUUCUUCGACUUCGAGUGCUCGCGAGGACACCCAGGAGUAUCGCAUUCGUGUGUCGUCCUUCCAGGAUGUCCCGCGACCCCAGCUCGGCAAGCAGCAGGUCGGAAAUCUACAACAGGUCCAGGCUCAGCUGGAGCAAAUCUCGAUCGCGCACCUCGAAGAGUACGCAAAGAAAUUCGGCGUGUAUUCGACGCCAGAAGAGGCAGCUGCCGCUCUAGGUGGCGUUCCCCUUCAGGGUGUCGGGGCUCUGGCAGGGAUGCCUUCGAUUGCCCAGCCUGGAAACCCGGCGACCGUGGACGCAGGCUUCUGGGGUGGAAUGAAAGCAGACAGGGCUCAGUUAAUGGGCGUUAUGGGAGGGUUGGACGAAACGGCGCUUUAUCAAGCGGCUGUACGGAGCGAAACGCCAGGAAGAGCAGGCCAGAGAGUAGCAUCUGCUCAUAGAGAGGGCGAACCAAUGUCUCAGGCGUCCCAGCGCGCGGUCACGCUCAGGCAGCAGUACCCCGGACACGGCCUCAAUUAAAGGAAGAGAAACCAGUCGGAGGGAAACGUCAAAAGCCACUAACUCUUUCUUCUGCUGAUGUGGAGGGACUUUUGCUUUUUGCCAAGACACACCAGAAACGGAGCGUGUCCGUUGAGGCUCACCGAGCAGCAUGAUUACGUAUUCGUAUACGUGCAUGUUUGAACGGAAUCUGCUCAUAGAACCGUGUAUACGGAUGUGACAAAUUCACUAAAUGUUUUUGAAACGUUUCUACCCCACAGCAUCGCGUAGGCAAAGGGUCACACGCGGGGGGUGGGUUUCUAUCUGUUUUUAAAGGGGAACCACAGGUGCAUUGGGGUCUGUGCAGUCCCGUUUUUGUGCUUGUUGGUGUGCACUUCAUGUAACCGAUGGAAAAUGCUGGUUGGAGAAGAGGAGUCGAACAUAAUCUUCUUGCCCGUAAUUGUUUCGUGCACAUGUACAUAAAUUGCUGCAUCCCGUUCUCUGUUGCGCUUUCGGGCGGAAACAACACAUGUUCUUUUUUCUCAUGAGUUGUGCGUACAUGUUAUGUUUCGUGAUUAUUGUCGUCUUGUCUCGUUCCACCUUCGGCACGGGAGACGGUGUUUCGCUGUGAGAAAAUCGCAGGUCGGAAGCCCUGCGGUCUAGGAUUUCAAUCGAUUGACGAUGGCAAAGAGCCAACGCAAAACCAAAACGCGGGAAGUACGUGUCUUUCUCUUCUUUGCCUCCAAACAGAUUGUUUCCCCGUUUGUUCGUCCAAACAUCACGCCGCAAAAACAGUGCACCGCAGACAAACGCUGGUUUCUGAUGGGACAACCAAUCCAUUUUGCUUGAACAAGGGAGUCCUUGAUUAUGCAAGUGCCAACAAGCCAAAAUAGAGCGAAUGCAUACCCAAUUGUCGGUCGCCACCUUUUUGUUGUGUCUUCUCAAAUCAUGUACCACGCAGUAAUUAGACGCUUUUUAAAUUCUACGUUCCACCGAUUUUCACGACCGACUGAAUAUUCUGUGCCGACAGCAUACGUUCCCGUGUUACUGAGGGACAGAAAAAGUCAAUGGAUUCGACUACAGAGAUGAAUGGUUCAGUAGUGUUGAUUCGAGAGCUACCAGUGCUGGACCAAUACGUCGGUUGCUAGAGAACGUUGUGUAGAUAGGUGUUGGGUACUGUCCUCGAUCUUUGGAACAGUAGAUUCUGAUUAGGAAGCGGAACGAUGAUGGCGUCUCCUGUACAUCAGCAUUAUAUUUUGAUAAUCCUACUGUGGAAGUAAAGUGUAGAACCCUGCACGGUGCAGUGAUAUGUUAAUGGUGGCUGCGGUGUGACAGUUCGAAGGUGGGAAUUCUACGGAAUCGUCUAGGUGAAGCGCCUUAGCUAGUACUGCGGUGUUCAGGGACCUGAAUUAUCUGUUGCUGAGUGGAACGUUCCGGUCGCAUGCUUCAAAGGAGCAGACAACUGUUUCUUGCUCUGUCGCAAACAAAAAUUUUACGUGGCCUCGCUUUGUUUGUGGAGUGUUCAUGCCAUGGUCAAAGUGGCAUUAACGUUGCCUGAUUAUGUCCCCAACCAGCUGAGCUG
Molecule: messenger RNA, 6065 nt
Organism: Toxoplasma gondii ME49
Lineage: Eukaryota; Apicomplexa; Conoidasida; Eucoccidiorida; Sarcocystidae
Exons: 5
Coding region: 749-4525 (1258 amino acids)
Source: RefSeq, a predicted model, not a curated record